GCCGCUUCCCCGCACAGCCGCAGUCCACGGCGAUGCGCCGUAGAGCCGCUCCGCGCUCUUUUCUUCUUCUUCUUCUUCUCAUUCUUCUUCCAUCGUGCCCCCUCCCCGAGCUGCGUCUCUGUCCGCCGGCGCUGCACCGUCCUUAUCAGUAACAUGGAAAUACGAGGCUGCUGUUCUUCCAUCUAGACGGGAAGUGUCACCUCACAGAGUCAAGACGGGGGGCACAAUGAGUGAAGAGCCACCGGUCACCCCCAGCUGGCUGACCCCUGACCCCACAGCGUGGGCCAGUGGAGGCGGGGGACCGAUGGACAACAGCACCAGCCUGGGGAUGUUUCCACCGGACAACUCCCUGCAGCCCAGCCAGCUGCCUCUGCUGGUCAACCCCUGGGACAUUGUGCUGUGCUCAUCGGGGACUCUGAUAGCCUGCGAGAAUGCCCUGGUGGUGCUGGUGAUCUGGCAGAACCCGGCGCUCAGAGCCCCCAUGUUUCUGCUGAUCGGCAGCCUGGCGCUGGCCGACCUCCUGGCUGGCCUGGGCCUCGUGCUUCACUUCACCUGUGCCUACUUGCUUCGCUCUGACUCGGCCCAGCUGCUGACGGUGGGCUUGGUGGUGGCCUCCUUUUCCGCGUCCGUCUUCAGCUUGCUGGCCAUCACCAUCGACCGCUACCUGUCGCUGUACUACGCCCUCACCUACAACUCGGAGCGGACAGCGGCCUUCACCUACACCAUGCUGGUGCUUCUGUGGGGCCUCUCCCUGUGUCUGGGCCUGCUGCCAGUCACGGGGGUCAACUGCCUGGCGGAGGAGGCCACGUGCAGCGUGGUGCGGCCACUGACGAAGAACAACAUCGCCGUGCUGUCCGUCUCCUUCCUGCUGCUCUUUGGCCUCAUGCUGCAACUCUACGUCCAGAUCUGCAAGAUCGUGAUGCGCCACGCUCACCAGAUCGCCCUCCAGCACCACUUCCUGGCUGCCACGCCCCACUACGUCACAACGCGGAAGGGCGUGUCGACGCUGGCCAUCAUCCUGGGCACCUUCGCCGCCUGCUGGAUGCCAUUCACUGUCUACUCUCUCAUUGCCGACUACACCUACCCUCCACUCUACACCUACGCCACGCUGGUGCCUGCCACCUACAACUCGGUCAUCAACCCGGUCAUCUACGCCUUCAGGAACCAGGAGAUCCAGAAGGCGCUGUGGCUGGUGUGCUGCGGCUGUGUUCCCGCCAGCGUGGCCCAGCGUGCACGGACCCCCAGCGACGUCUGACCUAGCAGACCCAGGUGGGAAGAGAGAGGCGACCUGGGUCAGCUGUGCUCCUCACUGGAUGUGUCCGGUGUGAAACAGAGCAGCAGCAGAGGAGGUCAGGGGAAGUGGCGGAGGGCUGUGGCUUCAGUUCUGGCUGGAGUUGACACCGGCAGAGGCAGUUUGGUUAGUUAUUCAUGCGGGCUGCAUGGAUGGAUGGCGUUUUUUUCUUUGUUCCACUCACCACAGGGCACUGUCUUCCCAGCUGAAGGCCACAAUGCAGGCUGCAUCCCGCCCGCCCCCCUCCCGUUCCGGCCCUGCCACGCCCUUCCUCGUUUCUGCAGAGAGCGUGCUGAGUGCAUCACAUGGAACAGGCAGCAGCUGUAUAUAGAAUGUGCACACACACUUAUCAGCUACUGGAGCUUUGGUUGACACGUGCUUGUUUUCCUUAAACUAACGGAGGAAUUAUUUGUUUGUGUGCCUGGGUGCGUGCGUGCAUAAAAGUGCGCGGCGCGGAGAGGGGAGCGCAGGAGAAGGAGGGAGCGGCUGAAUACGCAGGCAUUUCCACAGCAAAGCCCGUCUGGAGCAGCAUCCCGGCGCUCUGCUGCUGCACUCUGAACGUGCGUCGAAAGCUAAACAGCCGCGGAGUGCUAAAAAUAGAGCCGGUGCUCUCUGAUCCGAGCUCUGCGCCCUCAACAGACGCCCAGAAAGAAACCAAGCCGCUCCUUCUUCUCCUCGCCUCUCCCAUUUUCUCCUCCUAUUCUUUCUUUUUUAAAGUAUACAAUCUAGAUUGUGCCCGAAUGUGUUUGAGUCCAGCUCAAGAAAAAUCCCCCCUGAGAGCGCUCCAUUAACCCCCUCCUCCAUUUUUUUAUUAGUAUGGAGGCACCAAACCGAACAUAGGCCUAUCAGAUUAUGUAACCUUACUGUACAUAUAUCCCUCUUUCACUUUCCGCAAGGUGAUUGCUUUUGACUUUAUGAAUGUGGAGAAUGCGGUAAGAUUUAGGAAACCCCUCAAAACUAAAGAAAUCUUAUGGGAGAAAUUAACUAGAAGUUAGGCCCGGAUAGCAAAAUAAUAGAAAUAAUUUGUGUCUGGAAAUUAUUAGAGCGUUUUUGCUCCACACCAACCCCAUAAUGUCAGAUCUGCAUGCUAGACUCCACUCUAAUUUGCAUGCAACAAGCACAGAUCUCGUUUUUUCUCCCGGAGUUCAGUGUGUUAGGUCACCUAGGCCACUGCGGUGGAUGUGCCACGGUUUCCUAAUGUCAUCGUGACCCUAAUAAUUUUUUUUUGUACUACGUACCACAGUGUACCUCACAUGUAUUGCAUUUUAAGAGCUACAAUCAUCACUCGAAGGUCACAAAAGUGGCACUCUUUUUGGAAAAUGUGGAAUUUUUUGUAGUAUUUUUGCUGUACAGUGAAGAUAAGUUCCGAGGCGCUCUUACGGCUUCGCUUCGAUUGUGCUCAAGUCACAUUAGCUGCUCUGAGUUAGUUGUCGAUGAUCUUUUUCGGUCUCCGAAAACAUGUAUGCUGAUUCCUUACUCCUUCAGACCAUGUCAGCAAUAACUAGCCUAUGAAUGGUAGUUAUUUUUUAGAUGUGAAGCAAUACUCAGACAGCAAUAACAUCCACGUCCCACCGUGACUUCUUCCUGAAGAGUGAAGUACCACAAUGGCCACUCGGGUGGGGGUGUGUUGUAGAGGACAGGCUCAGUGAGCUACAAGUGAUGCUUCAGUGAAACAUCUUCAAAUAGGUGGUAGGAUAAUCACUCCUAAGCUGGAGAAAGAAAGGGAAAAAAAUAGCGGACGAGAUCAAAUGACUCAUUCAUCACGGUGAUGCCACUGCCUCAUCAUUCCUCAGUGUUUUUUCCAAACCCCAAAUCGAGCUUUCUGAUCAUUUGUCACACGGGGAUGAAAUUGUGAACUGUUUUCUGUUGCCUCUGCCUUUCCUGUGAGCAUACGAACUGUCCUGAGUGUCGUAACCUGAAAUAUCAGUGCGUGAUUUGGGACUGUGUUUUUUCGUGCAUCUUGUAUGAGUUGCAUGGCCUCUGGGUGUGUGCAUGUGUGUGUCCGUGCGCGUGUUUGUGAUCCAGCAGCUCAGCAGACCAUAAUCUGUCUCCUUGUGUCGUCAGGGGAGGGGUAAUAAUACAGGUGUGAGGAAUACCGAGUCCUGCUCGUCCCCCCUGACCUUAGAGGAUAAUGCUGCCAGUCUUCCUGUCGAUUCUGAAAAGUGGCCUCGUUCCGUGUCUGUAGAGCUUCUUGGAGGGAGGUAGGACUAGGAGGUGGGCGUGGGCGCUCCAGCACUUCAAGCCAAAGUGAAAGGAACUCUGAAUGAACUUCGAUCCUAGUCCUGCCGUGUGUUCUCCGUCUCCUCAAUCACUAAUAGUAUACUCUACUUAAAAAUCAAUCUAGUCUGGUUGAGGCAGGUGUCCGUUAAGUGACCUCUGAAUGAUCCUAUGAGCUAAAAACUGCUACUUCCAAACGUAAACACUGCUUCUUCUUUUCCUUCCUUGCUGUCUCGCCGCUCAGUGAGUGCGAUCGAGACGUUUGGAGAGCUUUGAGUUGUGCAAAAUAAGAAAAAAACAAACCUGGAGACCAGCAAGGAAAGUUGAAGAGCAGCAGUUGUGAAUAUUGGAACGUAGCCCGUGUAUGUGAACCUGUGCACAGUGUCAGACUGAACCCUGUAGUUAUUCGAUGAGCACCAACAGGUCAGACUGGCACAUCACAAACCAUCACAAACUCUUAUUACUUUACCUUUGGAGAAAAGUCUAUUUUGUUAUAUUCAUUGAAAAGUUCUAUUUUUUUCCACUUUAGUCUGGCCUGAAUUCUUUCAGAUUCUGAUGUUGUACGAUAUAACCGCGCUGUAAAGCCUUUUUCUGAAUGUAGUAUUUAUCAAAUUGUUUAACUGAGAUCCCCUCCUCUUGACUGUGUUUGUUUCUGUAAAUAAGGCAUGCUGAAGAGGAGGGACUUUAUACCACCGUGCAUGGUGCUACCAAAGCCAGUCAAACUAGAGGAUGAGUUGGGGUGCACCAUUUUUCGAAUGACAUUUCUCCACCUUGGCUGUUAAUGUAGACAUUGUUCCCUUAGACUUCACUUUCCUCGCUUCGAUAUGCACCAGUUUGUAAAGCCUGGCUAAUGGACGAUGGAGACGAUUUGGCUCAACAGAUGGGGGAUGUUUGAGGGGAAAAAAUGGUACAUGACUUUCUCUGAUUGGUGAAUGUGAAUCUCUUGUGCAGCCAACAGUAUUGUUGAGAUUUUUGUUGUUGAGCGGGUGUGAACAAGGGCUUUGUAUCCACGAAAAGAUAAAAGACUGUGAUGUUGGAUGUAAUACUUCUAUGUAGACACACCUGUUAAUCUACUGAAUGGUUUCGCACUGUCACCGUACACAAGGUUGUGCGCAAAGCAGCUGGGUUUUUGGGGGUGGGGAAACGCUGCCAGCGACAGGCUGUUUGUUCAGCAGAAAGAGGAGGUUUCUGAUGGUUACUAAUAGAGCUAAAUAUCAAAACACUGAAAAGCCUGUGAAUGUGUGUGUGUUAUGGGGCGAGGGUUGAAGAACGGGUGGGGGGGGUGACGCCACAGUAACAGCAUCUUGUGUAGACGUAUGCAUAGUUUUCAGUGUGAAAUGCACUUUAUUUUUUGGAUGAAAAUGGCACAACAAAUUAAGUAUCUGCAAAAUGAAACGUAUAAAUGAUAAUCAACAUGCACUAACUUAACUGAGAUAUUGUAAAAACAUUUGUGUGACCGUGGUGUCUAUUUUUCCAAGGUGUUAGUCGUACUUUUUAUUGCUUUGGUUAGUUCACUCGAUUGAGAGAUCUCUUGUUAAUUUUGUAUUAAAAACAAACAUGUGCUGUGCAUUAAA
This is a messenger RNA of Acanthochromis polyacanthus (spiny chromis), 5082 nucleotides long. It is a transcript of the gene gpr12, whose product is annotated as G protein-coupled receptor 12. The record is from RefSeq and is a predicted model, not a curated record. Gene Ontology annotation, molecular function: G protein-coupled receptor activity. Lineage: Eukaryota; Metazoa; Chordata; Actinopteri; Pomacentridae. Gene Ontology annotation, cellular component: membrane. The coding region runs from base 227 to 1255 and encodes 342 amino acids. The transcript has 2 exons. Gene Ontology annotation, biological process: G protein-coupled receptor signaling pathway.